CUGUAUGGCCGUCUCUCGUCGAUUCUUCGUCCCCUUCUUUAAUGGAGCCGGACGACCCGCAUCAAAAUAAGGGGGCGGGUUCCGUCGUUCGCGGUCCCUUUUACCAAAUAAUACUCUCUUCAACUCACUCUCUUUUCAUUUUCCUCAACCCCCUCUUGUUGUUCUCUUCUUACCCGUAUACUUUCGUUGAAGUGAAUUGUUUAUUUUGGAGGGGUCUUCCUCGUCGUAACAUCACACUCAAACACAAUGGCUUUGUCUUUCGUUCGUCAAGCGUCACUCGUUGCUCUUCUCGCAACCUCGACUCUGGCUCAAACUUUCACCGACUGCGACCCUACCAAAAAAACAUGUCCCGCCAACGCCGGCUUGACCAAGAGCAACUAUGAGGUCGACUUCACCAAGGGCGCUGACAAUGAUGCCUGGUCCGUCACGGCCGGCAACAUCUCCUACACCUCCGAGGGCGCCGAGUUCACCCUUAACAAGAAGGGCGACGCCCCGACCAUCGAGACGUCGUGGUACUUCUUCUUCGGCCGCGCCGAGGUCGUCAUGAAGGCCGCCCCCGGCACCGGCAUCGUCAGCAGCGUCGUCAUCGAGUCCGACGACCUCGACGAGGUCGACUGGGAGUGGCUCGGCGGCAAGGACGCCGAGGUCCAGACCAACUACUUCGGCAAGGGCAACACCACGAGCUACGACCGCGGCGCGUUCCACACCAUCGCCGCCACCCAGACCGAGUUCCAUAACUACACCAUCGACUGGACCACCGAGGCCGUCACCUGGUACAUCAACGGCGCCCUCGUCCGCACCCUCAACUACGCCGACGCCCUCGGCGGCAAGAACUUCCCCCAGACCCCGGCCCGCCUGCGCCUCGGCAUCUGGGCCGGAGGCGACCCGGACAACAACGAAGGCACCAUCACCUGGGCCGGCGGCGAGACCGACUACACGAAGGCGCCAUACACCAUGACGGUCCAGAAGGUCGCCAUCACCAACGCGAACCCGGCCAAGUCCUACACCUACGGCGACAUGACGGGCGACUGGACGAGCAUCAAGAUCGAGGCCCCCGGCGCCGCCACCGACGACGGCACCAACUCGGGCCAGAACGACACUUCCUCCGCAGGUAACAACUCUUCCUCUUCUUCUCCCUCCACCGCCACCGAGACGCCGUCCUCUGGAUCCCCCUCGCCCUCGGGCUCCCCGCUGAGUAACUCGACCGCGACAGGAUCCACGCUCCGCCCGACGGUCUCUGCCACGGCCACCCAGUCCGGCUCGGCCGCCAGCGCGACCGCCUCAACCGCCGCCGCUGCCGGUGGCAAGUUGCUGAGCGGCUCAACCGUCGGCACUGGCCUCUUUGGAGUUGCUCUCGUUGCGAUGGCUGGUCUGUUUUAAAUGAAAUGUGUAAAUCCUUUGGGGGGGAGAGUAGUGUGUAUGUAGUUCUUCCACCACUAGUUAAAUAAUUCAGGACGAACUGUGUCCCUUUUUUUUUUUUUUCG
Colletotrichum destructivum is the source of this 1484-nucleotide messenger RNA. RefSeq names its product Putative glycoside hydrolase family 16, concanavalin A-like lectin/glucanase domain superfamily. The coding region runs from base 247 to 1380 and encodes 377 amino acids. Lineage: Eukaryota; Fungi; Ascomycota; Sordariomycetes; Glomerellales; Glomerellaceae. The record is from RefSeq and is a predicted model, not a curated record. Gene Ontology annotation, molecular function: glycosyltransferase activity; hydrolase activity, hydrolyzing O-glycosyl compounds. The transcript is spliced from 2 exons. Gene Ontology annotation, cellular component: fungal-type cell wall. Gene Ontology annotation, biological process: carbohydrate metabolic process; fungal-type cell wall organization.